Messenger RNA from Haliotis rubra (blacklip abalone), 798 nucleotides. RefSeq lists its product as uncharacterized. Lineage: Eukaryota; Metazoa; Mollusca; Gastropoda; Lepetellida; Haliotidae. The record is from RefSeq and is a predicted model, not a curated record. The transcript is spliced from 4 exons. Gene Ontology annotation, molecular function: zinc ion binding. The coding region runs from base 228 to 557 and encodes 109 amino acids.
CCUCUAUAGGGCGUGUAAGUGAAUCCUGCGCAUCGCGAGAUUUCGUGACUUCCGGUGACAAACAAAGUUUUCAGCAAUGGCGCUCUCCAUUAUGUACUGGGUGAAUUACACUUCAGACAGGCCAAAAUUGAUUCGCAAGUCCGAAAAUUCUGUGAGCUGCGAUCGGGUACUUAGGUUUUUUAUAUGACCCAGAGCUUGGACACAUAGAAGGCCAUGUUCAAGCGUCAAUGAAGGACAAAUCCUACCGAGUGCAGAUUGAACUAAAUGACCUCUAUGGGACGGACGUGACCAGGUGUGAUUGUCCAAUGGGUAAUUUCUAUUGCCACCAUGUCGCCGCUGUUCUCCUGUUUGGUUACAAGCGUGCAAGCAAGACAGAUGUUAAGUGCAGCUGGCUGAAAAAACCAAAGUCUAAGAUGAGGGCUGACACUGCAACUAUGGAGGACCUGUUUCCUCCAAGAAAACCAGGAUACAGAGCACUAAAUAGAGAGGUUACUCAAGAAGAUCGAGACCAGUUAUGUAGUGAACUGGAGAAGCUUGGAAGAUUUACUGGUUAUUAGUCUCCUCAAAUUUGUGUUGUGUUAUAUUACUGUUUGAUGUUUCUCCUUUUAUUCUGAUGUUAUAAUAUUUUUUAAUUGUGAAUGAAUUUUACCUGUUGUUUUUCUUAUUUGUUCUUAUCACUUUCAUGUUAGAAUUGGGAAAGAUUUCUUCAUGUUUUUUGCUGUUGUUUUUGCUUCAAAUCAAAGACCACAAUUAUUUAAUGUAACAACUGAGUUUUGUUUGGAGAUAAUUGAAAGGAGC